This is a messenger RNA of Erinaceus europaeus (western European hedgehog), 1129 nucleotides long. RefSeq names its product nucleoplasmin-2-like. Gene Ontology annotation, cellular component: nucleoplasm; cytoplasm; nucleolus. Gene Ontology annotation, biological process: positive regulation of DNA replication; chromatin remodeling. The record is from RefSeq and is a predicted model, not a curated record. Gene Ontology annotation, molecular function: histone binding; RNA binding; chromatin binding. The transcript has a single exon. NCBI's taxonomy places the organism in Eukaryota, Metazoa, Chordata, Mammalia, Eulipotyphla, Erinaceidae. Bases 5 to 703 code for a protein of 232 amino acids.
CAUCAUGACGACGGGAAGGGUCUUAAACUGCUUGUUGUGGAGCUGUGAGCUAAACCAGGAGAAGAGGUCCUGCACUGUCAGAACACAGAAGGAGGGGAGGCAGGACUCCAAGCUAGUGCUGAGUACGAUUUGCAUGGGGGACAAAGCCAAAGAGGAACUGCACCUGGUGGAGGCACUGCCCCAAUCCGACCAGGAGGAUAGCAAGAAGGCCCGCUUUGUUCCCAUUGCCUCGCUGCAUCCCUCGGUGCUUCCCAUGGUCAUCAUGAUGGAGAUGGAGCUUGCUCCUCCCGUCACCUUUCAGCUCCGAGUUGGCUCUGGACCGGUCUUCAUCAGUGGCCAGGAAAGCUUUGACAACUCAGACCUUUCCUGGGAAGAGGAGGCAGAAGAGGAGGACCUGGAUGAAGAAGAAGAAGAAGAAGAAGAAGAAGAAGAAGAAGAAGAAGAAGAAGAAGAAGAAGAAGAAGAAGAAGAAGAAGAAGAAGAAGAAGAAGAAGAAGAGGAGGAGGAAGAUGAUGAUGCAGAUAUUUCCCUAGAGGAGACCCCCGUCAAACAAUCCAAGAGGUUGGCUCCCUCAAAGCAGAGCAGUGCUGCUAAGAAGAAGAAGAUAGAGAAAGAAGAGGAGCCUGUAAGAUCCAGAGACAAAAGCCCUUCGAGAAAGGCCAAAAUGCCACUUAAAACAAAAAAGCAGCCAUCCAAGAAGUAAGAAGCCAGGAGUAACCUGGUGGCUGUGACAGAGAGCCUGCCAGACCUUCACCUUAUAAUGUGGAUCUUCCUCAGACUGUCCCCCUGCCCCAGCCCUGCCCCCACCCAUCUGAAUCUCAAUGUGAUGGAGAUGCUGGGGACAACACACAAACCCCUCCCCCCUAACUCUCUGGUGUCAGCAGGACCUGGAGGGAAGAGCCCUGACCUACUGGUCACAAUAAAGUUUGCUUUGCCUUGAAAAAAAAAAAAAAAGAAUACAAAGAAAAGUAACAUAAACAAACAAACAAAAAAACCCAAUAACCAGGAAAAGAAUAUUCUUUUAAUGAGGAUUAUCUUAAUUUUUUAAAAUACAGAGGUUCCUGGAUUAUGAAUUUAAUAUAAAGCUGCUAAAGCAACAGUUACUCAAAAUAUUUCACAUUAUGCUUAU